GGCCGUUGGCUCUGCCAUUGGCUGGAGUGGCGCUCGCUUCCUCCCCAAUUGGCUGGGAAGGCCUGAGGCAGCCUUUGCCAGGUAAGAGUACCUCCCACUGCAGGACAGGUGAAGAUUGGGAUUCUUAAGGCUACAGAGCACCUGGAUUCCUCAAGAUCAGGAAGAGCAGGCAUGCCUCGGAACGCCUGAUUGUUGCCUUUCCAAAAACUUGUUUUUCCUCUCUGAUUUGGGUUUCGCAACUCGGCAAGGUGGGAGAGGGGCACACAAACAGGAUGAGCGGCAGUGGGCUUGUCGCAAGCUCCCCAAUGUCUGAGGAAAGUGUAGCUUUUACGCCCUUGAAGCCCGUUGCGAUGGCGAGGGAAUGCAGUGACGACAUGGCCGUCUUUGAAGACAUCAAGCCGCCUGUACGAAUCUUGGAGAAUCAACAGGAUUUGGCCCAGGCAAGGAGCGAGAUGGACAAGUACCUCUCUGGCCAAAUGCCCCCCACACCGAUGGCAACAGACAAGAAGUAUCGCCGGGAAAGCGCCUCCGUGGUGGACGAGUAUUUCUCCACCGAAAAGCCUCCGUCGGCACCCUAUAGCGUCAACAUCAACGUGAUCCUUCCAGACACCACGCACCUGCGCACAGGAAUCUACCGGCCGGCUAAGCCCUCGAUGCCCUUUCCCCAGAUCAAAAUGGAGCCCAGCCCCUGCUUUGCUCAGCCCUGUCCUGUCAGCAGCGGGCCAAUCCAGACCCUGCCGGACUUCACCAGCGUCUUCAGCGUGCCACAGUCCGUGGCCGCUAACAGCAUCUUUGUCAAACAAGAGCUGCCCUGCCCCGAAACCCCCCAUUUGAUCAGCCCGCAGCCAGGCCUGCUCUACCAGCUCUCGGGGGAGAUGACUCCCGCGGCCCCCUCUACCUGUGGUGCCACGGCCGCCGGCAGCAUCCACGGGGUGGGCAUGUCUACUGGCAGCUCCAUGCUGGACUCCAGGGCCCUUGCCCGGCCCCUGCGGCCAGCAGGACCGCUCAAGUCCUUCCCAGCGGCCUCCCAAGGCCUCAGUGGCUUCAGUGUGCCGGAGGAGUUCUACCCCGUCCCAGCAGUGAGCCUGCCCCCUUCGCCCCCCAACUCACAGCCCGGCAGCCCCGAGAACCAGCCUGAGCCCAUCAACACCAUUUCACCUCCACCCCCCUAUGAGGCCACGUUUGGACUGAAACUGGCGCCCCCAGGACACAUCGCCUCUGGGCCCAGCGCCCUCAAGAGCAUCGCGCAGGGACACCUCAUCCUGCCAACCCCCAAGUUCAACCGGAGGAACAAUCCAGAACUGGAGAAGAGGAGGAUCCACCACUGUGACUAUCCCGGGUGCACCAAGGUUUACACCAAAAGUUCACACCUGAAAGCUCACCAGAGGACUCACACUGGCGAGAAGCCCUACCGGUGCACCUGGGAAGGCUGCGACUGGCGCUUUGCCCGCUCGGAUGAGCUCACCCGACACUACCGCAAGCACACCGGAGCCAAGCCCUUCAAGUGCCUGGCCUGCGGCCGCUGCUUCUCCCGCUCAGACCACCUGGCUCUGCACAUGAAGAGGCACCAGAACUAGGCCUGAGGCACGGCCUCCCCCGCCCCACACAGACUGCGAUCGAAGGCCAGGCGCCCGGCCACCCCCUCUGCCUUUGACGCCUGGCGAUGCCCAGGAAGGCAGGCUGGGCUGGCAACAGAAAAAGGCCCCCUCCACAGAUGGGGCUCUCCAGGAAACACCUCUCUCUUUCUGCCUCCAUGGAACGUGCUGAGUCCUGACCAAGACCUCCGUGGAAAGCAGGGGCUGUAGAACCACCGCAGGAGGCCGUGCAAGUCACGUGGAAUAUCCCAGGCCUUGGCUUGCUUGAAAGAUCAAAGCAGCAGGACUUAAAACUCUGGCUUAAAGUGUGCUAUGUUUCUGCAGCUGAGGGGGGGGGGUGGAGAAACGGUCUAACAUUUUGCACCUAAAGCUUCCUUCAUCGAGAGAAAGACUUGGAAGUGAAGUUUGUUCUUUUGCCAAAACCUCUUAAGCGUCCACCCACAACCUUCUGGCCUGCCUUGGAGUUGAAUGGAAGGUGAUCUCCCUGGGGGGCCCCUCGGCCUCGCAAACCUGCACUGAGCAUCUGCCCUCUGCGUCCAGAGAAGGAAAGCAGCUGCAAUAACACCUUCCUUCCCCCCCCCUUUCCUUGUGCUGCACCAAAUGGACGGCCUGGACAGACCAGGCAGAAAGUGGGGACCGUUCCAGGCAGAGCAAAGGGGACCUUCCCCUACCUCACUUUCACAGCCGUGGCAAACGCUGCUGGCUAUUCUAACACCGCAAGGACAGCAGGAAGGAAGUAGAGAACAAAUCCUCCCAGGAAUCUCUAAGGGAGCCCCCCCCCCC
Molecule: messenger RNA, 2378 nt
Organism: Pantherophis guttatus
Lineage: Eukaryota; Metazoa; Chordata; Lepidosauria; Squamata; Colubridae
Product: Krueppel-like factor 5
Biological process (GO): regulation of transcription by RNA polymerase II
Molecular function (GO): RNA polymerase II cis-regulatory region sequence-specific DNA binding; DNA-binding transcription factor activity, RNA polymerase II-specific
Source: RefSeq, a predicted model, not a curated record